AAAAUUUAAUCUUCCCCUCCCCCUUAAAAACAACUACACUCAAAUAUACUAAUUGAAUUGGCAUAGGAAAAAGUACAAAAAAUCACGUAGUGCUGACAAAUUUUUACAUAUAAUUAUUACGGAAAGAAAAUGUUUAAAACGUUCACUAAUUUUGAAUUCGCCAUCAUAGUCAGCGUUUUACCUGCUGCUUUUCUGUAUCUAUGGACGUUGAUUGCCGGUGAUUUAAACAAUUUCUCCGGAAGUCGCAAGAAGCUCGACAGCUAUACGGCGAAAGAUAUGGUGAAUUGUUAUCAAAGUUACACUGGACACACAAAUGGAGAUGUCAAAAAAACUGACUAACUAGCAAACAUUUUUUAGUUAAAUACAGUAUUUGUACAAUUUUAGUAUGUACCGCUUUGCACACAUUUACACCGCUUUUGAAAUACAUAUAUACAAACUAUUUUUAAAAUUGAAA
Bactrocera dorsalis (oriental fruit fly) is the source of this 454-nucleotide messenger RNA. RefSeq lists its product as uncharacterized. The transcript is spliced from 2 exons. Bases 130 to 339 code for a protein of 69 amino acids. The record is from RefSeq and is a predicted model, not a curated record. Lineage: Eukaryota; Metazoa; Arthropoda; Insecta; Diptera; Tephritidae.